AAAAACGAACCGAAACGUAUGUGUGGCCGCACGGGCAUUUAACGUACGGAACUCGCGGUUUGCCCUUGAUUGGACCUUGUUUUCCGUACAACUCUCCGCGGCUUCAACGCUCGACACGACACUCAGUUUUCAAAAGCCGACGUGUGAACACGCGCCUCAACCUUUCCCGGGAACUAUCAGGCCAUAACGUUCGUCGUUCGUUCGUGAAUAAAAGUCUAACCAACUUAACCAAGGCAACAUGUCGAAGAUUGGAAUUAACGGAUUUGGCCGUAUCGGUCGUCUGGUGCUGCGCGCCUCCAUUGCCAAGGGCGCCCAGGUGGUGGCGAUCAACGAUCCGUUCAUCGGUGUCGACUACAUGGUGUACCUGUUCAAGUACGACUCGACGCACGGUCGCUUCAAGGGCGAAGUGUCCGCCCAGGACGGUAUGCUGGUCGUGAACGGUCAGAAGAUUGCCGUCUUCCAGGAGCGUGACCCGAAGGCGAUCCCGUGGGGUAAGGCCGGUGCCGAGUACGUCGUCGAGUCGACCGGUGUGUUCACCACGACCGACAAGGCUUCGGCCCAUCUGGAGGGUGGCGCGAAGAAGGUCAUCAUCUCGGCCCCGUCCGCCGACGCACCGAUGUUCGUCGUGGGCGUCAACCUGGACGCGUACGAGCCGUCGAUGAAGGUCGUGUCGAACGCUUCCUGCACCACCAACUGUCUGGCCCCGCUCGCCAAGGUCAUCAACGAUAACUUCGGCAUCCUGGAGGGUCUGAUGACGACGGUGCAUGCCACCACUGCCACCCAGAAGACUGUGGACGGACCGUCCGGCAAGCUGUGGCGCGAUGGUCGCGGUGCCGCCCAGAACAUCAUUCCGGCCGCUACCGGCGCCGCUAAGGCCGUCGGCAAGGUCAUCCCGGCGCUGAACGGCAAGCUGACCGGUAUGGCGUUCCGUGUCCCGACCCCGAACGUUUCGGUCGUCGAUCUGACGGUGCGCCUGUCCAAGCCGGCCACCUACGACCAGAUCAAGGCUAAGGUGAAGGAGGCCGCCAACGGACCGAUGAAGGGCAUCCUGGACUACACGGAGGAGGAGGUCGUAUCGACCGACUUCGUCGGUGACUGCCACUCGUCGAUCUUCGACGCCAAGGCCGGAAUCCAGCUGAGCGACACGUUCGUCAAGCUGAUCUCCUGGUAUGACAACGAGUACGGCUACUCGAACCGUGUCGUCGAUCUGAUCAAGUACAUGCAGACCAAGGAUUAAAUGCCCUCGGUGCUGCUGUAGGUGGUGAGCUUGGGCGUGGGGCGAGAGGAAACAACUGCUGCGUGCUGUAAUACAUAGCGCUGAGUGGAUGAGGGAGGAGGAACAGCAGGAGGCAGAGGAGGAAGCGCAUGCAUGACUCGGAAGGAUGACGAUCGCGGACGAUCGAAUUACGACAGCUUUUCACACCCUCAAGUAAUCCUUGCUGCCAUAUCGUUCUUAGAUAGCGCAAAGGAUCAACUCGUGCGGGGUUGCUGGAAUGCUGCUGCUUGUUCGUGUCAUCGCGCAUCGCGAGAUUCCUGCCGAGCAUUAUUAGUCAAACAUCAUCGUACAUCGCGCUCUACACCUCGUCCUCUUUUGCCACUAUUUGCAUACAUUCACUGGACCAGUCGCGUUCGUUCCAUCGUUCUACUUCCACCGGUUGGAAGCGGAACGGGGUACGACGGAACGGCUUGCCGGUGCAGAAUGGAGCCAAUGGAGCGGCAAACACCUCAAAACCACACACCUAGAUCUAUCUCCGCUAAGCGUAAAUUAUUAUAGUCCGUAGGUCCGAACCGUCGUCAUAAUGAAAACGAGUGAAGAUCGUCUCGUCGUUAUACAUAUUUGUUGCAUGUAAUAAUCGACAAAAUUAACUACACACAGCCCCCCACACAUACACAAAUACAUGAGACACAAGAAACACAUUACAGACAGACACACACACACACAUGCGCAGAAAUCCCAAUGUUCUGUUUAGUUGGUAAGGAUUAAUGAUAUAAAAGAAAAAAACAAUAAAUUUAACUGCUAAAGCGUUACUAGAACAACCACA
Anopheles stephensi (Asian malaria mosquito) is the source of this 2042-nucleotide messenger RNA. Its product is annotated as glyceraldehyde-3-phosphate dehydrogenase 2. The record is from RefSeq and is a predicted model, not a curated record. The transcript is spliced from 2 exons. The coding region runs from base 239 to 1237 and encodes 332 amino acids. Gene Ontology annotation, molecular function: oxidoreductase activity, acting on the aldehyde or oxo group of donors, NAD or NADP as acceptor; NADP binding; NAD binding. Gene Ontology annotation, biological process: glucose metabolic process. Lineage: Eukaryota; Metazoa; Arthropoda; Insecta; Diptera; Culicidae.